Messenger RNA from Aspergillus melleus, 1242 nucleotides. RefSeq names its product thiolase family protein. The transcript has a single exon. Gene Ontology annotation, molecular function: acetyl-CoA C-acyltransferase activity. Gene Ontology annotation, cellular component: peroxisome. Gene Ontology annotation, biological process: phenylacetate catabolic process; fatty acid beta-oxidation. The coding region runs from base 1 to 1242 and encodes 413 amino acids. Lineage: Eukaryota; Fungi; Ascomycota; Eurotiomycetes; Eurotiales; Aspergillaceae. The record is from RefSeq and is a predicted model, not a curated record.
AUGGCUUCUCCAAUCCCCCGAGGCCUCCGCCAGGUCCUCCAGAAGUCCCCCUCGGACAUCGUGAUCCUCUCUUCCCUUCGGACUCCUGUCACUCGUGCGAAGAAGGGCGGUUUCAAGGAUGCCUACCCCGAAGAGCUCCUCGCCAACGUGCUCCGGGCCACUCUCGAGGCGAACCCGCAACUAGACCCGGCUUUGAUCGACGACGUUGCGAUUGGCUCCGUGCUCCAAGAAUUGGGCGGUGCGAAAGCAGGUCGCAUGGCCCAGAUCCACGCCGGAUUCCCUCACUCGGUCCCCUUCCACACGAUCAACCGACAAUGUUCGUCCGGUUUGGCCGCCAUCACCUCCGUCGCCAAUGGCAUCCGUGCGGGGGCGAUCAACGUCGGUGUCGGAGGAGGAAUGGAGUCCAUGACGCGGAACUACGGCUCGCGCGCCAUCCCUACCGUGCUCUGGCCCGAAUUGAAGGAGUCGCACUCCCAGGAUGCUCGGGAUUGUAUCAUGCCCAUGGGAAUCACCUCUGAGAACGUUGCUUCUCGGUAUGGCAUCUCCCGAGCCGACCAGGAUGCCUUCGCCGCCGCAUCCCACAAGAAGGCCACGGACGCACAGAACGCCGGCCUGUUCGAUCCCGAAAUCGUCCCCGUGAAGACGCUUUCCUUCGACCCCGAGAACCCCGAUGCUGCCCCGAAGGAAAUCACCGUCGCGAAGGACGACGGCAUCCGCCCCAACAUCUCCGUCGAGAAGAUGGCCAGCUUGAAGCCCGCCUUCUCCGCGACGGGAUCCAGCACCGCCGGAAACAGCUCGCAGGUCAGCGACGGAGCCGCUGCUACUCUUCUUAUGCGCCGCUCUACCGCCACGGAACUGGGCUUGACUUCCUCGAUCAAGGGCCGCUGGGUCGGUACGGCCGUUGCUGGCUGUGCGCCUGACGAGAUGGGCGUCGGGCCCGCCGUCGCCAUCCCCAAGCUUCUGCAGCUCCUGGACGUGAACGUCUCCGACGUUGGAAUCUGGGAGAUCAACGAGGCCUUCGCCUCCCAGGCCCUCUACUGCACCCGCAAGCUGGGCAUUGACGAGGCGAAGGUUAACCCUAAGGGUGGUGCCAUCGCCAUCGGCCACCCUCUUGGUGCCACCGGUGCCCGACAGGUGGCAACUCUCCUGCCGGAAAUGGAGCGCACCGGCCAGGAAGUUGGUGUCGUGAGCAUGUGUAUUGGAACCGGUAUGGGAAUGGCCGGCAUGUUCGUUCGGGAGUAA